AUGAUCAUAGAUCUCGAACGACUUAUUUUUCGUCUUACAAUUGAUGGUUAUCUCAAACAAGAAUUUAUUGAUCAACAACUAUCGUCGAUCAUAGCUUAUCUACGUCCGGGUAUUAAUGCUGUUCAAUUAACUUCUUCAAAUUCACAACGAUCUGGAAAUACGACAAAAAUUCAAAUUGAAUUAACAAUUCGAAUUGAACAAAUGAAUAAUAAUAAUAANACCCACGGUACAUCAUCCUGCUCAGCAUUAUCAUAUCUGGCAACUCAUUAA
Molecule: messenger RNA, 270 nt
Organism: Rotaria sp. Silwood2
Lineage: Eukaryota; Metazoa; Rotifera; Eurotatoria; Philodinida; Philodinidae
Source: the annotation of a GenBank genome assembly